Messenger RNA from Uranotaenia lowii, 2391 nucleotides. RefSeq lists its product as uncharacterized. NCBI's taxonomy places the organism in Eukaryota, Metazoa, Arthropoda, Insecta, Diptera, Culicidae. The record is from RefSeq and is a predicted model, not a curated record. The transcript has 2 exons. Gene Ontology annotation, molecular function: nucleic acid binding; RNA-DNA hybrid ribonuclease activity. The coding region runs from base 1 to 2391 and encodes 796 amino acids.
AUGGCGACUAGCCAAUCUACACCGUCUACACCGAUGGCUAUAACUGGAUCCAGCGUUCACUCACACGAUGAUAAGAACACGAAGGAGAAAAGGAAGGAUUUCAUCAGCUACGAGUACCAAAACACCGACAAUGGGCCAUAUCGAAUUUUCGUAGAAUUAAAACAAACCGGAGCAACCAAUGUCAGCCUCAACAAAUUCUCACUUGGGGCCUAUUUGAAGAGUUUUGAUGAUAUAAAAGGACACGUUCAAGAGCUGCAAUACACAGGUAAAGACAAAAUUAUUAUUAAAAUAAAUAAUUACGACAAAGCCAAUAAAUUGGUAAAAUUAUUAAACGCGGGUAAUGGCAUUUAUCGAGCAUACGUACCAAAACAUGCAAUAAGCAUCUCCGGAGUGAUUUCAGGCAUACCGUUAGACAUAUCCGAUAAAGAAAUCCUUGAUGAUAUCGAAUGUGAGGUACCGGUAAUGAGCGUCAAACGACUGUCCCGCAAAGAAAACGAGGGGACGGUUCUUAGUACCAGGGAACUAAUCAAUUGGAUUACGCAAUUUCUAACCAACCGUAAAAUCACGCUUCUUGCAGAUGGGAAACCAGUAACGAGGAUUAUUAGCAACGGCCUACCUCAAGGGGACGUAAUGUCACCCACAUUGUUUAACAUAUACACUGCUGAUCUGCACGCUUCAUUUCCAGAUGACGUUUCAAUAACGCAAUAUGUAGAUGACUUCAAUCUUAUCGUUGGUGCUAGAAAUUUCGAAACUUUGAAAAACAAAUGCCAGGAAGUCACUGACAUUUUUGUAAAUAGAGCUGAGAAUCUUGGGUUCAAAGUGAACUCCACGAAAACCAAAGUCAUGGUGUUUCGUAGAGGACAAGCCCAACUACAAUUAAAAAUUAAAGGGGAAACAGUCGAAACCGUGAGGACCCAAAAAUACUUAGGAGUAACGCUAGACGCAACGUUAGGAUUCGGAGCUGAAGCUAGAGCGCUAAGAGGAAAAAUCAACGACAGAAUGAAUAUGCUAAAAAUAAUUUGCAACAUCAAGGUUGGAUCACAUCCGCAAACUUUGACAGACAUCUACAUAGCCUUGAUCAGAAGCCUUAUCGACUACAACGCAACAGUUUUUUGCAAUGCCCGAAAAACUAACAAAAAACUACUGGAAGUUGCUAACAAUCAGUGUCUCCGAAGAGUCACUGGCUGCACACGAACUACACCACUGAAUACGCUCAUGGCGAUCGCAGCACAAGUACCUCUCGAGUUCAGACACGAAUACAUCUGUUCAAAAGCUAUUAUCAGAAAUUUAGCCCAUAGGACUGCAGUAGGCUUACAGCUCAUGGCUCUCAACAAUGAUGAAAACAAUGAAAAUCUCUCCUUCAUGGAAACAACAUUUCUGAAAUACAAAUCCGUUUUCGUCCUCAUUAUGCCCUUUACAGAUCACGAACCUUUAAACGUCAAAAUUCAUGAUAAACUCGAAGGGUUAUCAAUUGCAAAAAAGAACACCAACACACAAAGACUUAAACAACUGACCUUAUGCGCUAUGAACAGCAAACACGCAGGCAAACCAAAAAUUUUUACUGAUGCAUCUAAAAUAGAUGGAACUUGUGGUAUCGGUAUCUAUAACGAAUACUACAAGCAAAGAUAUUCACUCAGACUUGCCCAUGAAACCAGCAUAACUGAAGCCGAAAUCACUGCCAUCGAAAUUGCCCUAGAUAACUUGAGAACUUCUGACAUAGAAUUCGUUCUUUACACGGACUCCUUGUCCGCCUGCACCGUUUUGAACAACGCUCUAAACGAAAGAAUGGUACCUCAACAGUUACACAAAAUAUUAUACCUCGCUCACAGUAAAAAAGUCGCUAUCCAAUGGAUACCGAGCCAUAUCGGCGUCAUUGGCAACGACAUAGCAGACAACCUAGCCAAACUAGCCAUCACAGACCCAGAUUCACCAAGUAUCGACAAUUUACUGUGUAUGAACGAUACAUUCCUUAAAAUCAAACGAAUCAAACUCAAAACAACCAAUGACUGGUAUCAGGAGUACGUCAAUGCAGAGGGUAAAGGCAAAACCUUCUACCAGAUUCAGGACACCUUCGAAGAAAGACCUUGGUAUUACAAUGUCAACUUAACAAAUACCGAAGUGAGAUUAUUAAACCGUCUUCAAUCAGGCCAUGAUUAUUCACCGUUUUGGAAACAAAAGAUGAAAAUAAUCGACGAUGCAGAAUGCGACCUUUGCCUCACGCUGGAAACCAGCGAACAUCUGCUCCUGCACUGCCCCAAAUUCGGAACAUUACGAUCUUCAUUUGAUUUUGACCGCAGAUUUGCAAACUUGACCGAGCUAUUCAAAUCCAAGAAUUAUGAGCACUACAAACAAUUAUGUAAAUUUGAAAAAGAGGCUAAACUCGACCUCUAA